GAAAUGAAAAUUUAAGUCGUGUCCGCUUGAAAUUGCUUUGUACAUGUGAAUGACUAUGCGUAAUUGUGCAGUGCAUGGUUUGAUUGAAACUUACCUCUUUGAGUCGAGGUAUUGGAGCAAUCAGUCUUGACUAACCCUUUGAUUGAUCCUUAAUCGGCUUGCAUGCUUGGUCCUGUUUGAUACUUAUCAUUUAUUACAUAUCUUGACUCAAUUCGCCAAAUGGCUAAACAUUUGUGAUCAUCGGCUUAAGCAAAUCGAUUUAUUGCAAAUUGCUGAAUAGUCGAAUUUUCAAUAAUAUUACAGUUUCAAAAUGACUGAACUGAAAUAAUAGGCAUCCAGUUUUUGCAACAAUAAUUUAUUCAUUAUUUAUUUCGACAGUUUUGGGGGGUAACGUUAACGAUUUGAACAUUUUGAAAUGACUUCAUAUCGUCUUAAUUCGACAUCCAAUCAGAAUCGAGAAGACGAAGACAGUCGCAGUAGUUUGUUCCGAAGACGAAACUAUUACGAUAGAGCGGACUGUUCGAAAGAAAGCAGCGAAGAGUUCUCAAACUACAAUGUAGGCGACAGUUUCAACAAGUCUUCUUCGUCUAAUGAUCGGGUUGGGAGAUAUAUGAGUAAUGGUAGUAGUGUUAGUAGUGGAGGCGGGGGAGGGGAUCGAAAUGGGUACAUUGGGAAAAGUGGGGACAGAAAUACAGGUGUGAGGGAUGUCGAGUUCUCAAUGUUGUCUUCUAGACUCCGAGGGAAGCUGAAAACAUCGGAAAGUAAUGACCUCAAGAUGUCUUCAAGUGUGAAAGGAUACUCGAACGGGGACUCCGGAUUCACAGAAAACAACAACAGUCUCUACUCCUCAGGUCUGAAGAGAGACAAUUCAGACAGCACCAUAGCAUCAUCAGAUAUGGAAUCAGUUGCUCCUCAAAGCAGUGUGUACAGUGCUGAUUUGGCGGGAAGACAGGGAUCGGAGAUGACAAUCAAUAGUGGACAGUUCUCGCUAGCAUCUAGUGUUGCCAGCACGCCUAUGCACAUGGCUGCGGGAGGUCAAAUAUCUAAACAGAAGUACCAGUCGAUGGAGUCUGUGGGGGCGAAUGAAGUGGGUCUGAGGGAGUUGUCCAAUCAGAUCAGACGCAGGUUCGUCCGAGACCAGUUCCGAUUCAACGUCAUGGUUGUCGGUGAGACUGGUCUUGGUAAGUCGACAUUCAUCAACACCCUCUUCUACUCCACAAUCUACCCAGCAGACCCGAACAGUCGCUCCUCGCAAUCAGAAGACGGCAAGAACUGCGUCGUUCCCUCAUGCUUCGACAGGUGGAACAAAACAGUGAAGGAAAGCAACGACAAACAAAACAUAGCAAAUAACUCUAGUACUGCUGCCUCUUCCGCCGGUUCUAAACCGAAGUCAUCAUACGGGUCAUCGGUGCCCUCCAAAGGUCCCUCGAAUCCCUUAGUGACUCCAAUGAACAAACUAGCCUCACAGACCUCCCCGAAGCCAGACGACAGUAACUCUAUUGGGUCUACAAGUGGUGUUGUGCAGUGGAGUGUGAAUGACUUCCAAUGUGUGAUGACCGAGGGAAAUGCGAAAAUGACCCUUGGCUUGAUUGAUACGCCAGGAUUCGCGCAGUUCUUGGACAAUUCUAAAUGCUCAGAGCCCUUAGUAGAAUACAUCAACAAACAGUUUGACCGAUAUAUGACAAUCGAAUCCCAAAUCGACAGGUCGAACAACAAGGAGAAUUCAAAAUACUCAAAGUCAUCGACGGGACUGAGUACUAAGUUACAAAAUGACCCUAGAGUUCACUGCUGCAUCUACUUCUUGUCUCCUCAGAAUCCGCACAGGUUAAAAGCUGUUGACGUUGAGGCAAUGAAGAGUCUAGGCGACAAAGUGAACUUGAUCCCUGUAAUCGCAAAAGCAGACACUCUUACUCCAGAGGAGCUGAAAGAUUUCAAAGCGAUGGUCUUGAAGGAACUAGAUACGCAUGGAAUUAAAUUGUUCCAGAUCCCGGAAGUUUCAAGUUUACAGCAGCAGUUAGAUCCUGAGUUAGGACCCGAGAAUAAGAAAUACAAGAGUCUCAGUCCAUUCGCGGUAUGUGGCAGCAAUCAUGCUCGAUCGAAAGAUGGACUCAGAGUGCGAGAGUACGCGUUUGGCACAGUAGAAAUUGAGAACGAGGCACACAAUGACUUUGUUGCACUGAGGAGUAUCCUGAUGCAGAUCCAUACAUGGAACCUGAUAGACAGCACCAGGGAGCAACACUACGAGAAGUACAGGAGCUCAAAGCUGGCAUCCACCAUCGGCUCUACAGCUGCAUCUGCGCCAGGCACUGCUGGUGGAAAAGAUGCAUCGGGAAAAGCAUUAGGUUCGAAUCCCUCCGUCAACAAAGGUCCGCUAGCCAUUUUGAGCGAGGAGAAAAAAGCACAUGAGGAGCGUCUAUCCAAAAUGCAGGACGACAUGCAACGCGUGUUUGAACAGAAAGUAGCCGAAAAAGAACGUCGCCUGAAAAUGAAAGAAGACGAAAUGCUUAGAAAACAUGAAGAAAUGAAUCGUAAUUUGGAAGCGCAACAGGCUGCAUUGGCAGCAGCCAAAGAUCAACACGAGAGGAAUUUGCAAGCGUGGACCGAGUCGACGGCAGCAGCGGUGUCGGCAGCCAAUCAGAAUGCAGCUACACUCGGGUAUCCGGGAGAGGCGGAGGGAAACUCAAGUGGAUACGGAACUGCGACAACUCCAAACUUCAGCUUGAAAGACAAAAAGAAGAAGUUAUUCGGAAGAUAAAGCAAUACAUCAUCAGUGUCACAGAUGAAAAAUAAUUUGAGAUGGACUAUGCCUUUUGAUAAUAAUGCCAAAAUUCACCAUGCGCGUUGAGCCAUGUCAAAGCGGAAGCCUCAGAAAUGAAUGAUCCUGAACUCUUUCUGUUUUGGACUCAUUGUUUCCUUCCACAAAUAUGCCUCAAAAAUGUUAUAAUUUCUGCUCCUUUUUUCGAUGAAACUGCGUAGCAUGCGUGUUGCGUACUUAUCCACUGAAUGUUGCUACCCGAAAUAUCUAUUUUGAUUACCUAAUUUGUGCAGUUUUUUGCAUGAUGUUUGUACCAAAGCGUACGGAGUUGCAGUCCUGAGGUCAAUCAAGUGCAGAUUUUCUUCAAAACUUAGAUAAUUAUGUCGUAGUUUACGAUUGCAUUCUUAUAAUGCAUGGUGCAAUAUAUUUUAACAGCUAACUACUGUUCCUCACAAUUUUGCAGCUUUUUGUUCGGCGGUAAUAAAUUUCAAUGUCGAAAAAUUUUGGUACUAAAUUUGCAGUCCUGUAAGUUCGUUAAAUAUAAUGAGUGACGAUGUUGUUCUCGCAGUUGUGGUUGUCAAAAAGUUAUUUACAAAUAAUUGCAUAAAUUAUUCAAUUAAUUUCAGUUCAUCUGGUUUGUCGUUUCAUCUGUCUGCCCCAUUUAUUAUUUUGUAAAUUAUCCGUACAAUUCUAAUCUAAUAAUUGUCAUGCUCAGAAUAAUUUAAUACU
Messenger RNA from Symsagittifera roscoffensis, 3484 nucleotides. RefSeq names its product septin-7-like. Gene Ontology annotation, biological process: intracellular protein localization; cytoskeleton-dependent cytokinesis. Bases 416 to 2755 code for a protein of 779 amino acids. Gene Ontology annotation, cellular component: cell division site; septin ring; septin complex. The transcript is spliced from 13 exons. Gene Ontology annotation, molecular function: GTP binding; molecular adaptor activity; GTPase activity. Lineage: Eukaryota; Metazoa; Xenacoelomorpha; Acoela; Convolutidae. The record is from RefSeq and is a predicted model, not a curated record.